Messenger RNA from Bufo bufo (common toad), 910 nucleotides. It is a transcript of the gene PSMA7, whose product is annotated as proteasome 20S subunit alpha 7. The record is from RefSeq and is a predicted model, not a curated record. Lineage: Eukaryota; Metazoa; Chordata; Amphibia; Anura; Bufonidae. The coding region runs from base 72 to 845 and encodes 257 amino acids. Gene Ontology annotation, cellular component: proteasome core complex, alpha-subunit complex; nucleus; proteasome core complex. The transcript has 7 exons. Gene Ontology annotation, biological process: ubiquitin-dependent protein catabolic process.
GAAUAGGAGGUGGAUGAGUGCGCUGUUUUCAGGAGGUUUCAGUUUGUGAGCAGUCAGAACCCGUUGUGACCAUGAGCUACGACCGGGCCAUCACAGUUUUCUCCCCGGAUGGCCAUCUCUUCCAGGUGGAAUAUGCCCAGGAGGCCGUGAAGAAAGGCUCGACCGCGGUUGGAGUACGAGGGAAGGAGAUCGUGGUCCUCGGCGUGGAGAAGAAAUCUGUAGCCAAACUUCAGGAUGAGAGGACGGUGCGGAAAAUCUGUGCGCUGGAUGACAACGUCUUCAUGGCUUUUGCUGGACUCACGGCCGAUGCUCGGAUUGUAAUAAAUCGUGCACGUGUGGAGUGUCAAAGCCACAGACUGACAGUAGAAGACCCGGUGACGGUCGAGUACAUUACACGGUACAUUGCCAGCCUCAAGCAGCCUUACAUACAUGCACAAUGUUUACUACAGCGUUACACUCAGAGCAAUGGCCGCCGGCCUUUUGGAAUAUCUGCCCUGAUUGUUGGAUUUGACUUUGAUGGAACUCCUCGUCUCUACCAGACAGAUCCCUCUGGCACUUACCACGCUUGGAAAGCCAACGCCAUCGGCAGAGGAGCCAAGUCUGUCCGUGAGUUCCUGGAGAAACACUACACCGAUGAAGCCAUUGAGACAGAUGACCUGACUAUAAAACUGGUCAUUAAAGCUCUGCUUGAGGUGGUUCAGUCUGGAGGUAAAAAUAUUGAACUGGCCGUCAUGAGGAGAGACCAACCUCUAAAGAUCCUGAGCCCUGAGGAGAUUGAAAGAUACGUUGCAGAGAUCGAAAAGGAGAAGGAAGAGAAUGAGAAGAAGAAACAGAAGAAAACAUAAUUUAUUCCUCCAGACAAUAUGGUGUAAAUCAGUCCGACAAUAAAUGUUUUUCUUUAUUAAAUUUC